Molecule: messenger RNA, 1290 nt
Organism: Habropoda laboriosa
Lineage: Eukaryota; Metazoa; Arthropoda; Insecta; Hymenoptera; Apidae
Gene: TTLL1B
Product: probable tubulin polyglutamylase TTLL1
Biological process (GO): microtubule cytoskeleton organization; protein polyglutamylation
Cellular component (GO): cilium
Molecular function (GO): tubulin-glutamic acid ligase activity; ATP binding; metal ion binding
Source: RefSeq, a predicted model, not a curated record
AUGGCGUCGGGUACUGUUACGGAAAGUAAACGUGUGACAAAUUUAAGUGUGACUACCAAUUAUGGCAGAGUAUCGGCAAGUGGAACGGAGAAGAUCAAAGUCUCGUUCUGCACAGAUGUGGACAAGUCUGUGAUAGUUCAUAAUUUCGAGAAGAGGGGAUGGGUUCAAGUUGGUCCUGAAGAUGACUGGAAUUUUUAUUGGGCUGUCACACAAUCGUGCAGAAAUAUAUUCAGCGUGGAAACCGGCUACAGAAUGGACGACAAAAAUCAUUACGAGUUAACACGGAAGGACCUUUUAGUGAAGAAUAUAAAACGUUACCGUAAGGAAUUGGAACGCGAGGGAAAUCCACUGGCAGAAAAGGGAGAUAUUCCAGGAAAAUAUCUUUAUCUCGAUUUUAUUCCAGUCACAUUCGUUUUACCUGCAGAUUAUAACAUGUUCGUGGAAGAAUACCGGAAGUCGCCGCAGAGCACGUGGAUCAUGAAGCCAUGCGGAAAAUCACAAGGUGCUGGGAUAUUCUUAAUUAACAAAUUAAGUAAAUUGAAGAAAUGGUCUCGAGAAGCAAAAAACCCAUUCAAUCCUAAUCUAACCAAAGAAUCAUACGUAAUUUCUAGAUACAUUGAUAAUCCACUCUUGAUUGGAGGCAAAAAAUUUGAUCUUCGAUUAUACGUUCUUAUUACAUCCUUUCGACCGUUGAAAGCUUACUUGUUCAAGCUUGGAUUUUGUCGUUUUUGUACGGUGAAAUACGACACCAGUAUUCAAGAAUUAGACAACAUGUACGUUCAUCUUACAAAUGUAUCCGUGCAAAAACAUGGUGAGGAGUAUAAUAGCAAACACGGUGGAAAAUUAAGUGUGCACAAUUUGAGACUGUAUUUAGAGAGCACGCGUGGAAAAGCGGUGACUGAAAAGUUGUUCGCAAAUAUCACUUGGUGUAUUGUACACUCUUUGAAAGCUGUCGCCCCGGUUAUGGCGAACGAUCGACACUGUUUCGAGUGCUAUGGCUACGAUAUCAUAAUCGAUAACGAUCUAAAACCAUGGCUCAUUGAGGUGAACGCGUCUCCGUCUCUGACCUCCACGACGGUGAACGAUCGAAUUCUGAAAUACAAAUUAAUCGACAACAUAAUAUCGAUCGUCGUGCCUCCGGAUGGAGUGCCAGAUGUAAAAUGGAACAAGUGUCCGCCACCGGAAGCACUGGGGAAUUUCGAGCUGCUCUUGGACGAAGAGCUGUGCGCUCAAGAGGACAAGGAAUUCUCGUCCGGAAAGUAUCGUGGCUUGUCGAGCAAGUGGAAAUAA